Molecule: messenger RNA, 1701 nt
Organism: Drosophila kikkawai
Lineage: Eukaryota; Metazoa; Arthropoda; Insecta; Diptera; Drosophilidae
Source: RefSeq, a predicted model, not a curated record
GUUUUACUGCUGUGAACAAGCAACUCAACGGACAAGAUGAAACUCUUCCUGGUCGCCUUCGCCGUGAUCGCAGCCGUGGCUGCCGAUGUCAGCCACCUGCCCUCCAACGAGUACCUGCCUCCCGUCGUCCAGGAGCAGCAGAUCAUCGCUGGCCCCAGCAACGAGUACCUGCCCCCCGUGGAGGCCGAGGCUGCCCCCGCCCACGAGCUGGCUGAUGAUGGCUACCGCUACAAGACCCACCGUCGCGUUGUGCUCCGCCGUCACCGUCGUGACGUCAACGAGCUGUCCAACGAGUACCUGCCCCCCACCCAGGAGGUCGCUGCUCCUUCCAAUGAGUACCUCGCUCCCGUUGAGGCUGCUCCCGAGACUGUCCUGGCCGAUGAUGGCUACCGCUACAAGACCCACAAGCGCGUGGUGAUCCGCCGCCACCGUCGUGACGUCAACGAGCUGUCCAACGAGUACCUGCCCCCUGUCCAGGCUGCUGCUCCUUCCAACGAGUACCUGCCCCCUGUGGAGGUUGAGGCUGCCCCCGCUCACGAGCUGGCUGAUGAUGGCUACCGUUACAAGACCCACAAGCGCGUGGUUGUCCGCCGUCACCGUCGUGAUGUGAGCCACCUGCCCUCCAACGAGUACCUGCCCCCUGUCCAGGCCGCCGCUCCCUCCAACGAGUACCUGCCCCCAGUUGCCGCUCCCGUCCAGGUUGCUGCCCCAGCUCCCGCCCCCGUCCAGGUUGCCGCUCCCGUCGAGGUUGAGGCCGAGCCCGCUCAUGAGCUCGCCGAUGAUGGCUACCGCUACAAGACCCACAAGCGCGUGGUGAUCCGCCGCCAUCGCCGUGACGUCAACGAGCUGUCCAACGAGUACCUGCCCCCCACCCAGGAGGUUGCUGCUCCUUCCAACGAGUACCUCGCUCCCGUUGAGGCUGCUCCCGAGACCGUCCUGGCCGAUGAUGGCUACCGCUACAAGACCCACAAGCGCGUGGUGAUCCGCCGCCAUCGCCGUGACGUCAACGAGCUGUCCAACGAGUACCUGCCCCCCACCCAGGAGGUUGCUGCUCCUUCCAACGAGUACCUCGCUCCCGUUGAGGCUGCUCCCGAGACUGUCCUGGCCGAUGAUGGCUACCGUUACAAGACCCACAAGCGCGUGGUGAUCCGCCGCCACCGCCGUGACGUCAACGAGUUGUCCAACGAGUACCUGCCCCCCACCCAGGAGGUUGCUGCUCCUUCCAACGAGUACCUCGCUCCCGUUGAGGCUGCUCCCGAGACUGUCCUGGCCGAUGAUGGCUACCGCUACAAGACCCACAAGCGCGUGGUGAUCCGUCGCCACCGCCGUGACGUCAACGAGCUGUCCAACGAGUACCUGCCCCCUGUCCAGGAGGUCGCUGCUCCUUCCAACGAGUACCUCGCUCCCGUUGAGGCUGCUCCCGAGACUGUCCUGGCCGAUGAUGGCUACCGCUACAAGACCCACAAGCGCGUGGUGAUCCGCCGCCACCGUCGUGACGUCAACGAGCUGUCCAACGAGUACCUGCCCCCCGUGGAGAACACCGUUGAGGCUGCCCCCGAGACCGUGCUGGCCGAUGAUGGCUACCGCUACAAGACCCAGAAGCGCGUUGUGAUCCGCCGCCACUAAAUUAAGCGAAGUCGGCUUCACUCGGUGAUCGAUUUGUGCUCAUUUUGGAGUGCAGACAAUACUAUUAGAAUACCU